Messenger RNA from Trichomonas vaginalis G3, 4104 nucleotides. RefSeq lists its product as uncharacterized. The coding region runs from base 1 to 4104 and encodes 1367 amino acids. Lineage: Eukaryota; Parabasalia; Trichomonadida; Trichomonadidae. The transcript has a single exon. The record is from RefSeq and is a predicted model, not a curated record.
AUGCUACGCAAAGAGGGAAUUUUCAUAUUUGAAGAUGAUCUUUGCCAAGCAUUAACAGAAUCUUCCUAUCAGGCAUUUGAUGUGUCUGAACUAAAUCAGAUAUAUCGAUCUGUUGCGACUCAAGAAUAUCACGAAGUAUUAUGGAGAUUGAUAACUAAUCGAUAUAAGUUACUAGAAAAGCGAGAACAAUUUUCUCAAGUUAAACUCUUUCAUGAUGGUUAUAAGAAGAUUCAACUUUUUUAUAUGAAAUUAUAUUUUGGAAAAUGGAAACAAAAGCAUGAAUUAGUUACAAGUCAUUCUCAUUUCGACAAAAAGUCUCAUAUAUCCAUCAUUUCAGACUCAUCAUCGAGAAGUGGAAUUUCAAAUUUAGAUUAUUGGAAUUUUUUUACAAAUGACAAAGAAGUUAAGAGCAAAAAAGUUAAGAAAAUACCACGUAAACAAUCAACAGCUAGUAAAUACCUUUAUAAAAAGUAUUUGAACAAAUGGCGAAAUAAAUUAUUGGAUAAAAAGAAGCAAAAGUUUAUGAAAUGGAAAUCUUUGAUGGAUUUAUGUCAAAAAUCUCCGAUAAACAUUCCAAAAAAUACUCAUUCAAAUCUAUCAAAAUGGACUGCUUUUACGACAAAACUAAAGCUACAGAGAAUUCGUAGUAAGUCUAAGAAAUACAUAAACUACAAACGCUUUAUCGAUCUCAAAGAAAAAUUAGUAAAAUUCGUUAAUGAAAAAGAAAAAGAAGAAUCGAGAAUUUACUUGUUGCAAAGAUCAUUUUCCUUAUGGUAUUCACGAUUAUCCUACUUACAAUCAAUUGAAACCAACAUUACGAUGGAUUUGAUUGUAUCUCCAACCAUUUCAACAAAAGUCGAUGAUUUUGUAACUAAACCUGACUUUGACAGCAUGAAAACGCUCAACACAAUUGUACAAUCUCAAAAAAUUCAAGAUAUCGAAAAUUAUCAAAAUUUAUAUCGUCCAAAAGUUGGAUUUUCAGCAUCAAUGUUUGAUUUUAUCAAGAUGUCUGCUAGAAAUCUUGAGAAAUUUGAGAAAAUACCAGAAAUUCCUCAGAUAUCUCAAGAAAAUAAUGUUUCUACUACAGACAAUACAUCUACUUCAUCUCCAAAGAAGAAGAAAGUCAAGAAAGUUAAGAUUUCGAACGUUUCUGAAGAAAAUGAUAAAAAUAAUCCAACACCACAAAGAAAGAAGAUCAAAAAGCAUAAAAACAAUGAAUAUCAAGAUGUUCCUAAUAACAAUUCUGAAGAACAAAUCUCUGUAAAAUCAAGAGAUCUAAAUAAUUCUCCACAAAGCGUCAAAAGCGGCAAAGGCUACUUUGACAGUAUUUCAGAGGAUUUGUGUACUCCAAUUGUCCAUGUUCCUCAGCCAAGAUUUGCAAAUUCUGUUUCUCCUCAUGUAAAAAGGAAAAGAAAAGUCCAAGAAGAAGAAAAUCCAAGCAGUGCAACUAAGAAACUUCCUCCGUUUCUUCCUAUGCCAAAUGUUAAAUCUCCAAAGAAAAAGAAAUCAAAGAAACAAAAAGUUGAUGAAAUUCAAAAUGAGUUGGAAAAAAUGCUUAACGACGAGUUAGAAUUUUUGUUACAGAAUCAGACUGAUAAUAUCUUGAUUUCAAUUGAUUCUGUAACAAAAGGAGAAGAAAUUAAAGAAGAUGAACCUGAAUCUCCUCCAAAGAAGAAAAAGAAGCACGCCAAAACUCCACAAAGACAAAGAAAAACCAAGAUGUAUCCAACACAAGAAGAAGAAACUUCUCCAAAUCAUUAUUCAACGAUGGAUAUUCCACAAAAGCACAAACAUCAUAAAAAACGGAAUAAAUCAGUGGAUUCCACACCAAAGAAGUUAACUCCUGUUAAAGAAACACCAGAAACCAAUGAAACUCAGAGUCUUCGUAAAAAGAAGAAGAAAUCGAAGUCAAAAUCUCAAAAUGAAGACCAAACAACUACAACAACAAUAGAAACUACAGUUGAAACAGUAGAUCCUGCUCCUAAAGAAGAAAAAUCUGAAAAUAAUUCUGAAAUUCAAAAUUCAACGAAGGAAAAAAUAAUUGGAGCAUUAAAUGCUCUCCUCUCACCCAUAAAGAAUUUUGCAGAUAAGACUUCCAAAGACGAUCAGAGUUCUAAAAAUCUUAAAUUUGAUGAUAACGAAUUAUUCUCUCAAAUUUCCAAGAAUCUGGAGAAUGAUAUGUGUGAUAUGUUGAAUAAGCAAAUGCUUGCAGUUGAUUCUCUCGAUCAAUUCAAUAUGAAAACGAACGAUCAACAGAAUUCCGCGGAGGAAGAAGACAAUAAUGAAAAACCGAAUGAAGUAGAUGAAAACAAUCAUGAAAGUAAUGAUGAUAAGCAGAAAGAAAAUGAAAAAGAAGAGAAAUUAGAUUUGGAAUCCAAAUCUUCUCCGAAGAAAGAUGGAGAAACGAAAGAUAAUGCAAGUGUAUCUAGUGAAUCAAGCGAAGAUUCUUAUUCUCUUCCCAAAGAAAUUGUUCUUCCUCCAAAAGAAAGAAACAUUUCACCAGAAGAAGAAAAUAAUGAACAAAAGCCAGAAGAGCACGAUUUAACAUCAACAAUAAAGGACUUUGGUAUGUUCUUUGAUUGCACAAUUCAAGAAAUGACAGAUUCUGUAAUUAAAUCAAGCUUUGAUGACUGUUUAACUCCUAUUAACGAUAUAUUAGUAUGUGCAACUGCUAAAAGAUACGAAAUGAUUCCGAUUGGCCAGACAAAAGACGAAUUUUUAUCAGAAUCACUUCAAACUGCAAUUAUUUCUGCGGCUAACUAUGCUAUUUGUCAGACAACUGAUGCAAUUAAAGAUGUUAUCAGUCAUUACAAGCAUAGUUCUGAAAAGAAGCACUUGAAGAUCAAAGAAAAAGAUUUCCCUGAUUUAUUUGAUGGCAUCGUUGAUAACUUGGUUAAGUCUUCAUUUGAUCAGCUUAAAGAAUUUGUUGUUAUCGAAAAAGAAGAAAAAAUUGAAUCUGAAGAACAACAAAAGCCAAACGAACAUGAAGUUCCUGAAGAAGAACACCAUGAAGAAGAAAAUAGUAAAGAUGAUACCAAGCAAAUCCCAGAAAUUAUUCCAAUCAAGAUUGAUAUUCCGGAAGAAGAAGAGGAACCAGAGCGGGUUCCUAUUGUUAAGCUUGAGAUCCCUCAGAAUGAUGACAAAGGAGGUAAGUCUCCCACAGAAGAUACUUUGAUCUCAAAAUAUUCUAGUGGAAGCGAACAAUUUAUGUCGAUUCCAAGCAGUAUCCUUGUAAGUCCUUCAGUUAAGACAAGUAAAUUCGUAAUUCAACUUGAAAGUUCAAAUUCAGAUGAAGAAGAGGAAGAAAAGCCAAGAAACAUCAGCGUAAUGCCUCAAUUAGAUAAUAAUCAUGAAGAUGUUGAUAUUAUCUCUCCACCAGAUUCGAGUGGAGACAAAGAAGAAGUUGCAUCUAAUGAAGAUAACUCAGUUGACGAUGAUUCAAUAUUAGAAAUGCACCAUAGCAUUUCAACUCAACCAAUUCUUCCUCCUCCUUUGGUUAAUAUGAGGCCUUCAAACGUAUUAAGAACAUCUAGUCUAUCCAAUUCAUCAGAUGACUCCGCGCAGUUGUCAUCUGGUAAUAGAGAGUUGAGACACGUUACAUUUAACUUUGCAAUGCCAAAAACAAGUCAAUCUUUAUCUGAUAUUUCCAAUCAAGCCAAACAGAUUGAUUUCAAGUUUGAUGACAAGCAACUCAAAGAAUCAUUAACUGUUUGUAUUGCAAAUACUUCAAGAAAUGCUGUAAAAGGCGGAAUACGUCCUGAUAUCUUAUGUUUACCACUUUUAGGAGAAAAGAUUGCUCAACAAGAGAAAGAUAAAUUGUUACAGCUAAGAAUGCUCUUAGCAAAGAACUUUGUUUUCGAUACAACUGACUUCGAAAUCUCAUUUUCUAUUGCAUUUGGCCAAUUAACCCGCAGAAAUAUAGAAUUAUUGCUUGAUUCGAUUCACCCACAAAUGAAUCCUUGCGUUGAAGUAGAGAAGAAUCAGCCGAUAUGGCGUGAAGCUAUACCUGUUACAAUUGUUAGAAACGACACUGUAGGUAGUUCUGAUCCAUAUAAGAUCCCAGAUUUACUUAGUGCCGUUCAAUAUAUUUCACCUUAUAAAUAA